Linderina pennispora is the source of this 2581-nucleotide messenger RNA. RefSeq lists its product as uncharacterized. The record is from RefSeq and is a predicted model, not a curated record. Gene Ontology annotation, cellular component: transcription factor TFIIIC complex. Gene Ontology annotation, biological process: transcription by RNA polymerase III. The transcript has 9 exons. NCBI's taxonomy places the organism in Eukaryota, Fungi, Kickxellomycota, Kickxellomycetes, Kickxellales, Kickxellaceae. Gene Ontology annotation, molecular function: protein binding. Bases 20 to 2581 code for a protein of 853 amino acids.
CUUUGCAUUAUUUCAAUUCAUGGACGACAGCGAAUACUACUCAGAUAUUCUGGACGAAGAGGACCUGGACUCGGAAGAGCUGGAGAUGCUCGACGAGCAGAACCGGGCAGACAGCAGCGACAGCAGCGGGGACGAGGACGAGAACCAGAUUGACGCCUCAGUGCUGCAGUCGGCUAUCGCUAUGGCCAGCAUGGCCACAGGAUCAACCGAACUCGCCAACAAGCUUACUGUCAACUGGGACACAGAGGCGCCCAACAGCGACGGACGAUGCAAGUGCGCCCGGCACCACGACGGGCAGCACCACAAGCCCGGCACAUACGCCCUAGAGGGCGGGUUCCUGACAGACGACGAGGACAGCAACUACGAAGAAGAAGACGACGAUCUCCUAGGCGACAUGGAUGGGUUCAAAGACGCAUUGCGUGGGAUGUCGGGUAUCGGGCGGCAGAAGCGCGGGCGGCCAUCGAACCGGCACCGGGCAAAGCCCGAGGCACAGCGACUACUGGGUAUGGCCAACACGUUGUUUGUCGAUAGGCAACUGGACGCAGCAUAUGAGGUUCUGUGCGAGGCAAUUCGUGUGGACGCCAAUGCGCAGGAGGCAUGGUACACCAUGGCGCUGAUCCGUGACGAGCAAGGGAGGCCCGACGACGCAGUGCAUUUAUACACACUGGCGGCUCACCUGCAGCCGUCGAACCACGAGCUGUGGGAGCGUCUCAGCGCCAUGCACUGCGAGGCGGCCGAGCGCAAGCAGGCCCUGGGGCAGGCCAGCGACGAGGACUGGCAAGGCGGCGCUCUACUGCAUCAGCAACGCAAUCCGCAAUGGCCGCCGCGACCCGGAGCUGCUCAAGCGAAAGCUGGCAUUGCAGGAGCGCACAGCGCGGCACGGCAUGCAGUGCAGAGCCGAGGGGAUGCAGCAGCGGCUCUGGGGUGGUUCACGGCAGCCGUUUCGCACUACAACGAGCUGGUGCGCAGCUACACAAAAAUGCAGUUGACAGUGUCGAUGGAGGCUAGUGGAGGGCUACGACUACUCGGACAUCAACAUGAUAGCCGAGCUGUACAUUAUGCGGCACGCGUAUCAGGACGCGAAUCGCUGCGAAUCAAGCUUGGCGCGCGGUUCAUCCAGGGCCGCGGUAACGAGACUACGUGGGACAGCGACGACCUGGACGCCGAGUUCUACCAGCCCGGCGGCGGCCACGAGCUGCCGGUGGAGCUGCGCGCCAAGCUGGGGCAGUGCCGGCUUCUGCUGGGGCAGACGGAGCAGGCGCACGUGCAUCUGCAAGUCGUCGACCAGCAGGACAUGGGCGUGUAUGCGGAUGUGUUCCUGGACAUCGGCCGCAGCAUGGUCGACGUCGGCCACGCGCAGGAGGCGGCCGGAUCUGCUGGAGCGCCUUGCGUCUGCUGCCUGCAGCCGACACGGUCGAGCUGUGGGAGCCGCUGGCGCGUGCAUGAGGAGCUGGGCCAUGUGGACAAGGCGUUUGCGCUGCUGCGCGAGGUCGAGGAGAUCCAGGCCGAGGACGCGCGCGACCAGGCGCAGCAGCAGCAGCAGGCCGAGCAGCGACGCAGCCCAGGGACUGGUGCGUCGCGCAGCCCUGACAGCAGCACCGAGCGGCACCUGGCGCUGGCACGCAAGGCCGGGCUGUGGUUCGCCAAGCUCGCGGAGCUGGAGCCGCGGCUCGGUGAUGCUGCAGCGCGCGCCGAGUACCGGCAGACGGCAUACCUUCUGUACAUGGACUGGAAGCGCGUGCCGUUCUUCUACAUGGCGGACCGGUCCACGUCCCGUUCCGCGGCUACCGCACGCAGGCCAUCAACGCAGCUAGAGAACGGGCAGGCGGUGGGCGACAAGGCAUCGAUGGCGCAGCGGCGCAUGGCUCGCAUCAAGAAGCGUCUGGCCAAGAAGACCAGCGAGGACGACGACCUGGUGCCGACAUCGUAUCUGAUGCAGCAGCUUUGGCGAGUGGCACGACAUAUUCCUGCACCUACGAAGGCCGUGCGGUACAUCUGGGGCAGCCGGCCGGCCAAGGCGGCGGUGUACCGCCUGGCGUCGUAUGCCAUGUGCCGGUCCAGCAGCCUCAGCCAGCUGAUGUCGUCGCCGCCCAUGUACAAAUUCAUGCGUCGCCAGCUCUCGCUCCUGGCCGACGGCGUCUACGGCUCAUCCGACACGCUGCCGCACGCGCUGGCGCACCUUCCAAAGCGCUGGUGCCCGAGGAUGCCAGUCGCGGCGCUGCAGCUGGGGAUUGCAUAUCUUGCCUUUGCCAUCCGCUCCGAUAUGCCCAACCGCCACCGCGUGCUGAUGCAGGGCUUCACGUAUCUCCAGCGCUACGCCGAGCUGCGCUGCAAGCAGGCGGCCAGGAAUGCGCAGCGGCCGGUGCCUGAUGAUAUGGUUGCGAUUCAGGAGAUUGCCUACAACUAUGCCCGCGCCUUCCAUUCCGUCGGCGCCGAGCAUCUGGCCAUUGAUUUCUACGAGCGCGUCUUUGAGCUGCCGGUUGCCCUGGACUCUGCUGCUACCGAUGACGACUUUAGCGACCUGCGGCGCGAGGCUGCAUAUAACCUGGCGGAGCUGCUCGAGAAACACUGCACCAUUUGA